UGCUAGGCAGAAAGUAAGAAACCUCAUAUUCCCUCAAGUCAUUUUGCUUUCAAUUAACGCGAGAAUAACUCAAUUAGGCAGGCAGGCGCAGAUAGCCCGGCUGCUGCUGCUGCUCCUGGGGUUGCACGCGGCGUAGCAUAUAAAAGCGCUUAUCCUGGCAGACACAAAUCACACUUCGACUUCAACAGUCAACGACAGCAAACAGCAACAGCAGCAGCAGCAGCAGUAGCAGUAGUCACGCCACUAAAAGAUUAUACAAUGGCCGCACUUAGAUGUACACUCACUUUGCUAUUGGUCACCAUCAUUGUGGCGGCGAUUCUGUUGCACGGCAGCGAGGCAGCCUACAGGAAGCCACCAUUCAAUGGCAGCAUCUUUGGCAAACGCAAUGCUUUGGAUUAUGACAAUGCGAAGGCAAUGAACGCCGUUUGCGAGGUGGCCAUGGAGGCGUGUCAAAGCUGGUUUCCACAGAACGAUAGCAAAUAGGAGCAAGCCCUGAGACUGAUCUUAAAGCACACUAAAACUAAAUUAUACUGCAGCUGUCAAAUCACAAGUAGCGACUAAACAUACAAAUAUGAAAUCAAUUACACGUAAAAAGCAUUGUAUAAAAUGUAUUAGUUAAGUCGUCCAUACACAUAACUUACAAUAUCUAACACAUAUAUAA
Drosophila hydei is the source of this 661-nucleotide messenger RNA. RefSeq names its product neuropeptide SIFamide (gene SIFa). The record is from RefSeq and is a predicted model, not a curated record. NCBI's taxonomy places the organism in Eukaryota, Metazoa, Arthropoda, Insecta, Diptera, Drosophilidae. Bases 259 to 483 code for a protein of 74 amino acids. The transcript is spliced from 2 exons.